Triticum aestivum (bread wheat) is the source of this 603-nucleotide messenger RNA. Its product is annotated as proline-rich receptor-like protein kinase PERK2. The record is from RefSeq and is a predicted model, not a curated record. NCBI's taxonomy places the organism in Eukaryota, Viridiplantae, Streptophyta, Magnoliopsida, Poales, Poaceae. The transcript is spliced from 2 exons. Bases 172 to 603 code for a protein of 143 amino acids.
AGUUCGGCGGGCGAGAUUUCGGGCCGCGGAUAAAUACGGUUCGCGCCGCGUCUUCCCGUCCCGAUCGAUCCAUCUCUCCCGUGUCGUCGUCGUCUCCUCGAUCGCCUCUUCCCGCCGCCGUCAGCUGCACCGGGGGGAAACCGUGCAGGUGCGAGCUGAGCGCCGCAGUCCAUGUCCGCGCCGCCGCCGGGGGAUUCUCCGUCGCCUCCGUCUGAUACUCCUCCCGACGCGUCCCCGCCUCCGCCUCAACCUACGCCACCAACUGACCCGCCUCCGCCUGACACUGCUCCUCCCCCGCCGCCACCGUCCACUCCGCCGCCUGCACCGUUGCCACCGCCGCCGCCCAGUGCCCCUCCACCGUCGCCGCCUGUCGCGCCGGUGAUCCCGCCUCCACCGCCUGCGCCAUCUCCUCCACCCCCGGAGACGCCAGCUUCGCCUCCUCCGCUGCCGCCGGUGAUGCCGCCUGCUGACUCGCCGCCAGAGACACCGGUGACUCCAGUUGAUCCACCACCGACUUCUCCUCCGCCUGUGACGCCGGUUGAUCCGCCGCCAUCUUCUCCUCCGCCGGUGACACCGGUUGACCCGCCGCCAAGCCGCCGGUGA